AUGCCUGAAGGUACGAGAUACACCCAGCUCCAGGAAGGGCUUAAUGCUGUGAAGCAAACUACCACUGGCCUUGAAUCUGAACUGUUGGAUUUGAAGAAAUGCUCAGAAUCUCAGUUUAAACAUAUUGAAACUGAGAUGGCUGCUUUUCGUAGGGAAAUCUUUAAUCAGCUGGCUGUUUUGACCCAGGAGCUGCAACAGAAAAAUCAGCAUAAAAAACAUGAACUCGAAUCUUCUUCAGUCACUCACCCACACCAUGAACAUCACAAAGAAUCAUUUGGAGAAAUUGGCACCAGAUCUGUUAGAGUGGAUUUUCCCUCUUUCCAUGGGGAGGAUCCCAAUGGUUGGAUCUAUAAGGUAAACCAUUGUUUUUCCUUUCAUAACACCUUACCACAACACAAGGUGCGCUUAGCAUCCUUCCAUAUGGAAGGGCAAGCAUUAGUGUGGUUCCAAAAUAUGGAAGAAAUGGGAGCAUUUCCAGAUUGGGACUCUUUUACGCGUGCUUUGUCAAUGCGUUUUGGCCCUAGUGUCUAUGAUGACCCCAUGGCUUCACUUGCCAAAUUACACCAAACGGGGUCAGUGGAGGAUUAUAAGGCCAGGUUUGAAAAUCUGUCCAACCGGCUUAAGUGGUUGCCAGAAUCUGUCCAACUGAGUUGUUUCCUCAGUGGCCUUAAAGAGGAGAUUCGUGUCACAGUUACAAUAUUUAAUCCUACCAAUUUAAUAGCAGCUUACAACCUUGCUAGAUUACAAGAACAGAAUGUAGCCCUUGCUAGGAGGUACCACUGCACCCCCAUACUGCCCUCCAAUGAACCUGGAUUGUUGAAAACACCCCCUUCCGUUCACUUUGAGCCUCGAAAAGGGGCUGUUAAACCUCAGCUUCCAGUACAUAAAAUUAAUCAGGCCCAAAUGAAAGAUAGAAGGGAGAAGGGCUUGUGCUAUCACUGUGAUUCCAAGUGGAGUCCAGGCCAUAAGUGUCAAAAACCUAAGUUGUACAUCCUAGAAGAGGUGUGGGAAGACUCUUCUGACAAGACCAUUUGGGAUAAACUAGAGUUGGAACCAGCAGUAGCUACCUUGGCUCUAUCUACGGUGGAACCCAUUCCGGAAAUUUCUUUGCAUGCUAUCACGGGCUCCCUUAACCCACGCACUAUGAGGGUUAAAGGGAAGGUGGGAUCGCAAUGGGCUGCCAUUUUAAUUGACACAGGUUCCACCCACAAUUUCCUUGACUCUGCUGUGGUAACAAAGGGCCAGUUGCCUAUUAACCAAGAAAGAAGGGUGCGAGUGAGGGUGGCGAGUGGGGAACAACUCUUAAGUGAAGGGGAGAGUGUGCAAACCAGAUUUAAUAUCCAGGGUAUCAGUUUUGUGGAUAACAUGCAUGUGCUGGUGUUGGCGGGGUGCAACAUGGUGCUCGGCAUCCAAUGGUUGAGGGGCUUGGGUUCUAUUCUCUGGAAUUUUGAAAGCCUCAUAAUGAAAUUCACUUAUCAGAAUAAGGAGGUGGAAAUUAAAGGCUUGGCAACAUCACAGCUCAUUGAAGAGGGGGAUGGCAGUAAAAAGCAUAAGCUGGAAACUAGGGGGGUCCUACUACAUUUGCUCCAAGAACCUGAACCGUAUGGUGCUUUACAAGAAAAACGGUUGCUCCAAGAUGUGUUACAAGCCUAUGCCGAUGUUUUUUCUGAUCCUAAGGGAUUACCCCCCUAG
Molecule: messenger RNA, 1692 nt
Organism: Carya illinoinensis
Lineage: Eukaryota; Viridiplantae; Streptophyta; Magnoliopsida; Fagales; Juglandaceae
Exons: 1
Coding region: 1-1692 (563 amino acids)
Biological process (GO): proteolysis
Molecular function (GO): aspartic-type endopeptidase activity
Source: RefSeq, a predicted model, not a curated record